Molecule: messenger RNA, 2328 nt
Organism: Thrips palmi
Lineage: Eukaryota; Metazoa; Arthropoda; Insecta; Thysanoptera; Thripidae
Product: transmembrane protein 164
Exons: 6
Coding region: 212-1087 (291 amino acids)
Source: RefSeq, a predicted model, not a curated record
UGGUGAACCGUUACAGUACCCAGCUGGCCGUGACCCAGGAGGGGGGAAGGGAUUUGACAUUUUGUAAAGCUCAGAAAAUGAAGCCCUCCGUGUUUUAAUAUGAAAUUUUUAAGGUCUGCAGGUAGAAUUUAUUGAAUGGAUAAUCAUUGUUGUCAAUUAUAGUCGAUGCAGUCUCAUCGACAUCAACAGCGCAAUUAAAAACCGAUGAUAUAUGAGAAAAAUGUUGGAGUUCACAUACAAAGGUGUGAACCUAUCAGUUCCAAGUACAGGUGGACCAGAAUGUGCCAACUAUCUACCUGUUCAAAGAAGGAUAUGGGAAACAAUUUUUGGCGUAGCAUUUGCGGGUCUGUUAAUAUGGAUCGGAUGGAAAAAUCUGUCUCCCGUUGUUAAACCAUCACCCCUACAAUGGAGAGACCGCUGGGGUCGCAAUAUCUUGCUAAUGUCGAUGUGUUUAGUGAUUGGCUGUGAAGUGGGUUUCAAAUUGCAAGCCCAAAGCACAAUAUUUCUGCUGAACCCAUGUCAUGUCACAACUGCAAUUCAGAUUUACCUAUUAGUAGGCCAGCCAAGUAAACUGUUAACAUCAGCUUUUCGGAUACAUCUAAAUUUUCUGAAUGGUCCAAUUCUAGCAACAGUGUUUCCAGAAACAUUGUCAAGACAGUUACCGUGUGAGCUAUUUGUGUACUGGGCACAACAUGGACUGAUGGUUAUUGCACCCUUCUAUAUGCUUCGCCUUGGAGGUGUUUACAAUAUGGAGCCACUUUCUGACUUAAGCUGGUGCAUCUUUUCAUAUGGAUUGCUUAUCAUGUACCACUUUGUGAUAUUGCAAGGUCUAGGCUUGCCCUCUGAAAUAAAUCUUAAUAAGAUGCUGUGCCCUGCAUCAAAAGAUCCAUUUUCUGGACCAAACUACAGAAUAUGGGGCACCCUACAUCAGAUGCUGCUCUGCCCUUUGGCGUGCAAACUGUUUAUAGUCGGUGCUAACUACUUCCUUACUCAAUGCAAUGCGACUAAAAUUAAGCAACAUUUACAUGACGAACUUCCACCUCCAGCUAGUCCUGAAAAAAAUAAGAAAGGAAGUCAUGGGGACUAAUUAUUCACCUGGUACACUCAAUUGUAACAAUUUAUGCAAAUAUUUCCUGUUUAAGUAUUGACUUUUUCACUCAUAGGUGGUUUCUUCACUUUAUUUUAGAAGCUAAUCAAUAUACUAUUAUUCGGUAUAUUUUUGUUCAUAAAUGGUUAGAAGUUUCGCAACGUCGCAAAACUCAAUAUUAUCUUGUAAACCUCAUUAAUUACCAUUUCACAAAUUUCUGCAUGGAUACAUUUCUGUUAGUGCUACGUCCUGCAGGGAGCAUGUGUUAAAAAAUUGUAAUUGUUAAAGUAGAUUUUAUAAAGCUUCCAGACUUUCUUUCUCUUUGAAGGGUAAAAUAUUGUUGUAUUCAAACAAAACUACCAAGUCCACGUUAUCAUAAAAAUCAUGGUAGCUUCCAUGAUAUGAGUCCCAUUGAAACUUUUUGUAACUUCAUACCUAGGACUUAGAAUUGUCAAAAAUUCGUUUUAGGAGCUUUUUUUGAAUAAGGUGUACUUUCAAGAAUGCUGCAGUUUUUUUCUUGACAGUUUUAUUCCAAAGAAACAUGGUGUGAAGUGACCUCACAAAUUAAAAAAUUAAGCUAAAGAAUUAAAACUUUGUUUGUGUGAACUGUUUUGUAAGGAUCUACAAGUAAACAGCAUGUCCAUCUUUAGCUGGGUCAGUGCAACCAUGUGCCUUAUUCCAUGAAGGCUGUGUUUAGUUAUAUUCUGCAAUGUGUGAUAUUUGUGAUGAACCACACUAUCUGAUGCGUGUGAUACAUUUAUUUCUCGCUAGGUCUUCUCUGUCACUGAGUGCAUAUUGCGUGUGUUUGUUGUGUGAACACCCCCUGUAGUGUGUUCUAUUGAGAGACAAAGUGUCCCAAGGGUUCUUGCGCUCUUCAUUCUGCAGCUAGCACAAAUUGAAGUCCAUUAUAGCAGACAAGAUCUAAAUAAUGAAUUUUGUGCAUUCAGGAUGGCUUAGCGGUUUGUGUGAGGUGAGACUGUUAAAAGAACUUUCCACCUUGUGAGGCUGAAAUUGAGUGACCAUUACCGUUGUCUGAAAGGACAAUAUAAGCCUCAUAGUCAAUAAUUUUUUUGCACAUUAUUUGUACACUAAUAUUCUUACCUUCUCCUUUUGAUGUGUUCUUUGGACAACUUCCCCAAACAAAGUGUCUUUUAUACAUUCAUACUUUCCUUGUUACAAAUAUAGCACAUCUAUUUUGCACUUAUUUUCAAAAAAAAAAAAAAAAGAAAGAAAAUAAAUAA